UUUAACACUCCGUCAACAAACAGCAUCCACAUGCCGAAAAUGAAAUUAUAAAUAUUUGUAUUAUGACCAAAUGAUAUGAAACAGUAAUUAUAUUGUGAGCUUGUAUUGAUAUUUAAAGUUUAAAUACUGUUGGGAACAUGGUAUAAAGUCUGUUUCUCGGUUCGGCCAUGACAAGGUGGCUGAGUUAAAGGUCGUGUCUCUGAGCACAUGUGUGACAGAUGUGGAGGACAGGUCGUGUCCUGAGUGUGGGGCUGGCGGGCAGAGGAGCUGCCAGACUGUGUUCCAGCAACCCACCAAAACCUUCAUCCUCCUCGUCAUCCUCCAGACGGACCCAAGCAGAGAAACACAAGCGUAAAAGAGAGCGGGAGGAGGCCAUACUGUCAGGUCAACACAGUGCUUCUGGAGGUGAAACAGUGAAAUGGAGCGAGAAGCCGAGGAUCGAGUACACUGCUCACACACCUCCUGGUACAAAGAAAGACACCAGCUUGCCGUUCCCAUCCUCGUACAGUCCCGAUUAUGUGGAGUCCAGCUGGUAUCAGUGGUGGGAGAAGGAGGGAUUUUUUCGUCCUGAGCAACAUGAGACGUUACCUCACAGCGUGGAUCAGACCUUCUCUCUGUGUAUCCCUCCGCCAAAUGUGACCGGUACUCUGCACCUGGGCCACGCUCUCACUGUAGCUGUGGAGGAUGCUCUGGUUCGACGGAGGAGGAUGCAGGGCUACAGAGUGCUGUGGCUGCCUGGAUGUGACCAUGCAGGCAUUGCAACACAGACGGUGGUGGAGAGGAGACUGCUGAGGGAGCAAGGGAAGCGCAGACAGGACUUCACCAGGCAGGAUUUUCUAAGGGAGGUGUGGAAAUGGAAGAACAAGAAAGGAGAUGAGAUCUAUGAGCAGCUGAGGAGGCUUGGAGCUUCUCUGGACUGGAGCAGAGCGUGUUUCACUAUGGAUUCAGCUUUCAGCAGGGCUGUGACUGAGGCCUUCGUCAGGCUAUGUGACUCUGGUCUCAUUUAUCGCUCUGAGGUUUUGGUCAACUGGAGCUGUGCUCUGGAGUCUGCCAUCUCUGAUAUAGAGGUGGACUCAAAGGAGCUGUCUGGGCAGACCAUGCUGCCUGUUCCUGGUUAUGAAAACAAGGUGGAGUUUGGGACAAUGCUUACCUUUGCGUACCCAAUAGAAGGCCACGAUGGAGAGGUGGCAGUGUCCACCACCAGACCUGAGACCAUGCUGGGAGACGUGGCUGUAGCUGUUCACCCUGACGAUCCUCGAUAUCAGGCUCUUCAUGGGAAGCAGUGCAGACAUCCCUUCAUCAACAGACUCCUGCCCAUCAUCACUGAUCCAAUGGUGGAUAUGGAGCUGGGAACAGGUGCAGUGAAGCUGACCCCGGCCCAUGAUCACACUGACUUCCAGCUGGCACAUAAACACUCACUGCCAAGCCUCACUGUGAUUGGAGGAGAUGGGACCAUGACGCCCUCCUGUGGACAGUGGCUAGAGGGAGUGAAGCGUUUCGAUGCCAGACAGCUCGUUGUAGACGCCCUGGUUGAAAAGAAGCUGUUCAGAGGAAAAAAGAGUCAUGCUAUGACUCUACCCAUCUGCAGCCGCUCAGGAGACAUCAUUGAGCCUCUUCUAAAGAAGCAGUGGUUCAUUAGCUGUGAGAAAAUGGCUAAAAAAGCCAUACAGGCUGUGGAGGACGGACAGCUGGAAAUUAUCCCUCACUACUACACCAAGACAUGGAAGAACUGGCUGUCCAACAUCAGUGAUUGGUGUAUUUCCAGGCAGCUUUGGUGGGGUCAUCAAAUCCCUGCUUACCGAGUGGAGCUUCUGAAUUCUACUGACAACCAGGAGGAGUGCUGGAUUUGGGGAAGGAGCGAAGACGAGGCGCGACAAAGAGCUGCUGCAAAAUAUGGGGUCAAGCCAGAAGCCAUCACUUUGACUCAGGACCCUGAUGUCCUGGAUACAUGGUUCUCUUCUGGUCUGUUUCCCUUCGCAAUGCUUGGCUGGCCUGAGCAGACCGCUGACCUUCAGAGCUUCUACCCCAAUUCCAUUCUGGAGACAGGCAGUGACCUCAUCUUCUUUUGGGUGGCAAGGAUGGUGAUGCUGGGCACAGAGCUGACAAGACAGCUUCCCUUUAAACAGGUUCUCUUUCACCCUCUGGUGAGAGAUAAACAUGGCAGGAAGAUGAGUAAAUCUCUAGGAAAUGUCAUCGACCCGUUAGAUGUCAUACAUGGAGUCUCUCUGGAGAAACUUCAAGAGAGAGUGAGUGAGGGAAACCUUGACCCCAGGGAGCAGCUGGUUGCCAUGGAAGCACAGAGAAAAGACUUCCCCACAGGGAUCCCUCAGUGUGGGACUGAUGCUCUGAGACUGGCCCUCUGCUCACACAAGAUGCAGGGAGAGGACAUCAAUCUUUCCAUUUCUGAGGUCCUGAGCUUCAGACACUUCUGUAAUAAAAUGUGGCAGACGCUCAGGUUCACACUGGGAGCGCUGGGUGACAGCACAACACCAGUAGCAACACUGCAGGAGACGAUGGCUCUGAGCAGCAUGGACCGGUGGAUCUGCUCCAGACUCUACAGCACAGUGGUUCAGUGUGAGCAGGCCUUUGAAGCCUACGAGCUGCGGACUGUCACAUUUGCCCUGUACACCUUCUGGGUACACAGCCUGUGUGAUGUCUACUUGGAGUGUGUGAAGCCUGUGCUGGCCCCGCAGGAUGGGGGGGCAGUGGUCCAGCCUGACACAGAGCACAGUGUUAGAGCGAGGCAGGUGGCCAGGAGUGUCCUCUAUCACUGUGUGUCUAUGUGUCUGGCCCUGCUGUCCCCCUUCAUGCCUUUCAUCACUGAGGAGCUGUGGCAGAGACUCCAGCCAUUCAGACCUGGAGCUGCUGCCCACACCACGCUGUGUUUACAGCCGUACCCCUGCUCCUCUCAGCUGGCACACUGGCAUUUCCCUGAAGAGGAAAGAGACUUCUCGCUGGUACAGGAAGUGAUCCGGGUGGCCCGUUUGCUACGAGCCCAGUGUGGCAUGAAAAAAGAAAAACCGGCCUUGUGGAUAGUGUGUUCACCCAGCCAGGCCCACGUCCUCCUUCACUUUGAAUUAGCGGUUUGGACUUUAAGUCGGAUCUCCAGCCUCCAAAUCUGCUGUCCUGAUGGAGCAGAUGACCUCCCAUCUGUCCACUCCACUGCUCCACCUCAAGGAACCCUCAUCGGUGUGGUGGACCAGACAUGCCAGAUACACCUUGAAGUUCAGAGUGGAAUGAACAUCGACAAACUGAUUGUGGAGCUUUCCCAGCGCAGGGACAAGCUUGUUCCAAAGCUGGAGAAAAUCCUCAGCAGGGUGCAGUCUCCAGACUACCUGACCAAGACUCCUGCUCAGACCAGACAGAAGAUCGACGCUAAGAUGUCAGCCUUGCAGCAGGAAUUGGAGAUCACUGAGGAGCGGCUGAAGGUGCUGGAGGAGAGUCAAACAGCAGAAUAACUACAGCCAACAGGCAGUACAGGAAUUGUGUGGACUCCUGGACUCCUGGAAUCACAAGUGAUUAAUCUGAUGAAUUAUUUAUAGUGUUUUCUGAGCUGGAGAUCACUACACUGCUUGAAUAAUAAUGUUAUCAUUGUGUUGUUUACAUGAUGCAGUACUUCACUGUCAGACAGUGAUACUGCAUUACUGUAUUAAUAACUCACCUGCAGAUUGAGUUGUGGAUGGCUGCAGGUGUCCAUGUAGAGGUUCUGUUUUAUAAUGCAAAGAUGGUAUGAUGGAUAUAUUGAGGCUCUUAAAGGCCAUGACACCUUGUGUGAUUACUAAAUGUUUUUUCUUUCAUAUUAAUUAUAGUUUUUAAAAUGAAUGUGUCUUUUCCUUAACUUCACCAAAGGUGUUUCCUUGUUGGGAAUGUCAGAAUAUAAAUACCUCUAAGAAUCAAGGUCCAACAUAGCAGGUUGAAGUUUCUGUAAAUACAGGCCUAGUUAUGUGGAAAAUUUCAAGUCAAGCUGAAUGAUGAUGAUGUAGACUGGACAUAGCUGUGCCAACACAGGCAGCUAAUAUGUCAUCAAAUCCAUCAGUGCUGGUGCUCUAAGAUUAUAGACAAUAAGACUGAUUGUCUGUCAUAAUUGAACAGACCAUAGACAAAAUAUUGGAUUCAAUGUUCAAAGGAAAAGCUUUUUUUUUUGUAAAUAUACUCUCAUUCUGAAUUUGAUGCCUGCAACACAUUUCAAAAAAGUUGGAACAGGAGCAUGUUUCCCACUGUGUGGCAUCAUGUUUUCUGUUAACAACACUCAGUCAGUGUUUGGGAACUGAGGACACUAAUCAGUAAAGUUUUGAAAGUGAAAUUCUUUCCCUUUUUUGUUUGAUAUACAACUUCAAUUACGCAACAUUUUGGGGUUUCUGUUGCUCUUUUUUGUGCUUCAUAAUGCUCCACAUGUUCACUGUGUGGGUUCUCUUCGGGUUUGCCGGCUUUGUCCCUCAUUCCAAAGAUCUGCAGGUCAGGUUAAUUGGUGACUCUAAAUUGCCUCUAGGUGUGAAUUUGAGAGUGAAAGGUUGUCUGUCUAUAUGUGUUGGCCCUGUGAUAGUCUGGCGACCUGGUGUAACUCCUCCUCAUGCACAAUGACAGCUGGGAUUGGCUCCAGCCCCCCCGUGACCCUUGCGAGGACAAGUGGUUACAGACAAUGAAUGAAUGAAUGUUUACUGGGAGACAGGUCUGGACUGCACAGGCAGUGCUGGCUGGUCUCUGGCUUUUACUACAAAGCCACGCUGUUGGAACACAUGCAGAAUGUGUCUCAUUGUCUUGCUGGAAUAACAAUGGACGUUCCUAAAACAAUGUUGUCUGGAUGGCAGCAUAUGUUGCUCCAAAACCUGUGUGUACCUUUCAGCAUUCAUGGUGCCUUCACAGAUGUAAAGUCCCCCACCCCCCCAUUUUACCGAGCCACUAACAGUCUGGAUGGCCCUUUUUCUCUUUAGCCCAGAAGAGGCCACAUCCAUGACUUCCAACAGUUGGGGAUGUGAACUCCUCAGACUACAGCACACUUUUACACUUUGUGUCAGUCCGUCUCAGAUGAGUUCAGAAAAGUCUGCAGUGUUUCUGGAUGUCAGUGAUAUCUGGCUUUCACUUUGCAUGGUAAAGUUUGAAUUUGCAUUUGCAGAUGUAGUGAUGAACUGUGUUUACUGACAAUGGUUUUCCAAAGUGUUCUUGAGCCCAUGCAGUAAUAUCCUUUAAACUUUCAUGUUAGUUUUUAAUGCAUGGCAUCCUAUGGGAUCAAAGGUCAUAGCCAGUCAAUGUUGAUUUUCAGCUUUGCCCCUUAUGUGAAGAGAUUUGGAUUCUCUUUUGACGAUAUUAGAGAUUGUAGAUGGGGAAAAUUUUAAACUAUCUGCAAUUAUACGUUGAAAGAAAGAAGAAACUUUGUUCUUUAACUGUUGAACUUUUUAGCCACACAAUUUUUCACAAACUGGUGAACCUUGUGCCAUACUUGCUUGUGAACAACUGAGCCAUUUGAGGAUGCCCCUUUCAUACCAAGUCAUUAUGCUGUCAUUGGUUAACAGUUAACCUGUUUACCUAUAGAAAGUUGUCCCAAAUUUUUUGGAGGUUGUUGCAGCCAUCAAAUUCAAAAUGAAUGUGUAUUUACAAAAACAAUAACAUCUAUCAGUUUGAAUAUCAAAUACCAUGCCUCUGCUGUAUCCAAUUAAAUAUGGGUCUAUUCAUGUUUUACACAGCGUCCCACCUUUUUGGAAUAGGGGUUGUAUUUAUCUUUCUGUGGUAGAAGGUGCAGUUUGGACAGAAGAUUUUUCAGUUUGCAAUGGAAGAUGUGACAUGAUGACAGCGGGGAUUUGCAUUAAUGUAGGUGAUGACAAAAGCCUGGACCAGAAACUGCACUGCUUCCUUGGUGAAGAAUUGACGUGGACUCCUGAUGUUGUGGCAAAUGAAUCUGCAGGUGCGUGCUGUCGCAGAGAUGUUGGAAGUGAAUGACGGCUGGUCAUCCAAAGUCACAUGCAGGUUCCUUGUGGUCCAAGUCGGGACUCCACAGAGUUCUCAGCGGAGAUGGAGAGGUCAUGGAUGGGAGAGGCCUUACCUGGAAAUAAGAGAAGCUCAGUCUUAUCAAAGUUGAGUUUCUGAUGGUUUGCAUGCACUCACUGAGAGAUGUCAUCCAGAUAAGCAGAGAUAGUCUGUCAUUUGGGUUUCUAUGAGCCAAAUAUACAUCAAAUAAAUGUAACAGAACAAAAUCACAACUAAGAAAAGUAAGCGCAUAAUGUUCAAGUCAACUAUGUAUUAAACACUGUGCAAUGACAGUACCCAGCAGUCAGUGUUAAUUUGUAUUCCAAAUAGAUAAUGUUAAACACUGUAUAACAAGGGGCUGUGUUAUCCUUGUAUUCAUUCAUGCUAAUGGGUAGAGGUCAGUUAUAAAGGGGAGACAGUGGAUGGUUUGCACAUUUCACUCUUUCACAUAUUUCUCUAGCAUGGCUUAUGUUAAAAGCAGCAAAUGAAAGGUUAUGGUCUCUGUUGUAAAUAAAUAAGAUUCAGUUUACACA
This is a messenger RNA of Plectropomus leopardus (leopard coralgrouper), 6494 nucleotides long. RefSeq names its product valyl-tRNA synthetase 2, mitochondrial (gene vars2). Gene Ontology annotation, cellular component: cytosol. Gene Ontology annotation, biological process: valyl-tRNA aminoacylation. The record is from RefSeq and is a predicted model, not a curated record. Gene Ontology annotation, molecular function: valine-tRNA ligase activity; aminoacyl-tRNA deacylase activity; ATP binding. Lineage: Eukaryota; Metazoa; Chordata; Actinopteri; Perciformes; Serranidae.